This is a messenger RNA of Brassica rapa (field mustard), 1692 nucleotides long. Its product is annotated as glucan endo-1,3-beta-glucosidase 11. NCBI's taxonomy places the organism in Eukaryota, Viridiplantae, Streptophyta, Magnoliopsida, Brassicales, Brassicaceae. Gene Ontology annotation, biological process: carbohydrate metabolic process. The record is from RefSeq and is a predicted model, not a curated record. Gene Ontology annotation, molecular function: hydrolase activity, hydrolyzing O-glycosyl compounds.
GCCGACGUAAAAAAAUAUCUCAAAUCAACAAUUUAAUAAUUAAAAGUAAUAACGAAUCAUAUAUCAACAUCAAACAACCUCAGCUUCCGACGCUCUCUCUCCGACCAUUUUUAAUAAACACAAAACUCCACUCUGCAAUAAGUCUCCGUCGUGUCGAUUCCACUUUAUCACCACUUCUCCUUCCUCUUCGCCGGUCUCCACCGCCGGCAUUCCCGGAUUCCGCCGCAUCGAAUCAAAUGGAGCUUAAAAGCUUCCACCCCUCUUCUGCACUGUUUUUCCUCUUCUCAGUGGUGAUUCUUUCCCCGACGACGGUGACUUCAAUCGGAGUAAACUACGGUCAAAUCGGAGAUAACCUCCCAUCACCGGAAGAAGUAGUUCCACUAGUGAAAUCAAUCGGAGCAACGAAAGUGAAACUGUACGAUGCAAACCCAGAGAUCCUCAAAGCAUUCUCCGGCACGGGCGUAGAGUUCAUCGUCGGACUUGGCAACGAGUACCUCUCCAAAAUGAAAGAUCCUUCCAAAGCCUUAACAUGGAUCAAACAAAACGUCACUCCCUUUCUACCGGCGACGAACAUCACCUGCAUCACCAUCGGUAACGAGAUCUUAGCUCUCAACGACUCUUCCCUCACCGACAGUCUCCUCCCGGCGAUGCAAGGGGUCCACUCCGCUUUAGUAACCGCCGGACUCUCCGAUCAAAUCGCCGUCACCACCGCACAUUCUCUCGCCAUCCUCCAGACAUCGUUCCCUCCUUCCGCCGGAGAGUUUUCACCAAGUGUAAUAGAUUACCUCAAACCGAUCCUCGAGUUUCACCGGAAGACAGACUCUCCGUUCUUGAUCAACGCCUACCCUUUCUUCGCUUACAAAGGAAGCCCUAAAGAGAUCCCUCUCGACUUCGUCCUCUUCCAGCAGAACCAAGGUGUCGUGGAUCCGACCACGGGGUUUCACUACGACAACAUGCUGUUCGCGCAGAUCGACGCCGUCUACUCUGCUCUAGCGGCGGCGGGAUAUAAAACCCUUAAAGUGCAGAUAUCGGAGACGGGGUGGCCGUCGAAAGGAGACGACGACGAGUUCGGAGCCACGCCGGAGAAUGCGAAGAGGUAUAACGGAAACUUGAUUAAGCUUAUGAAGAAUGAAAAGACCAAAACGCCCCUACGACCGAACAACGAUCUUAUCAUAUACGUGUUUGCCUUGUUCAACGAGAACAUGAAACCUGGUCCGACCUCGGAGAGGAACUACGGUCUGUUUAAACCUGACGGGACUCAGGCUUACUCGCUUGGGUUCACUCUAAACGAUGUCGUAAAAGGUCGUAAUAGUAGUAGCAGUGGAGGAGGAAAAACACCUGUUUUACCGAUGACGCCGGUGGCUCCAGAUAGUGCAUCGACCGGUUAUUUGGCAAUUUCGUCAGCUCCAGGGAAAAGAAAAGGGAAAGAGGCAGUAUUGUCAAUGGUGGUGAUCAUGUUAUUGGCCCGACACUUACUUUGAUUACACGAAAACAGAGUUUUAACUUAUAAAAGAGGUUAAUUAAAGAGUGCAAUAUCUGUUUUUGCAUUCUUCGAAACUCAUACCAUUGGAGCUUAUUUUCACGGCUAUUUUUUUCUUUUAUCUAUUAUUAUAUUUAUGUUAGAAAUUCAUUUUGUCACCUUAUGUAAUUCACAUUUUAUCUUCCCGAUCAAUAAUACUCUUAUUAUGCUAA